Molecule: messenger RNA, 1703 nt
Organism: Aspergillus alliaceus
Lineage: Eukaryota; Fungi; Ascomycota; Eurotiomycetes; Eurotiales; Aspergillaceae
Product: ketopantoate reductase family protein
Exons: 1
Coding region: 215-1498 (427 amino acids)
Biological process (GO): pantothenate biosynthetic process
Cellular component (GO): cytoplasm; mitochondrion
Molecular function (GO): NADP binding; 2-dehydropantoate 2-reductase activity
Source: RefSeq, a predicted model, not a curated record
GUUAGGCUCUGGUUGCUUACCGUGUUCUUGGACCGCUUAUUGAGGACUCGUUAUUCUAUAAUGCGAAACUAGCUGGUUUCUGCGGCCAUUGCUCAGACUUCAAGCGUCCCGACGACCAUCCUCCUUUGCAUAUCACGCCAUCUCUCUCAAAGUGUUGUUCCCAACAGGACGCCGUCCGCUUUUGCGGACUGGCAUUUCCCAAUUCUGCCUCGCUAUGGCAGGCGAUGCCCAGCGUGGUCUCAAUGUUCGUUUCCUGGCGACAUGGCACCAGGAUGCCGACGAAGCGUCAAGAGGCAGCGGGAAACGCCGGCUGUCAGGCCGCAUACAUAUUCUGGGCCUUGGGAACAUUGGUACAUUCGUUGCUCACUCACUGGCAAGCCGGUCAUCUCCGCCACCUGUUACGCUUAUGAUGCACACGCCCAACCUCUAUAGGUCCUGGCUGGAGAGGAAGAAAUGCUUAGCAAUCAAUACUAAUGGCCUGGAUGAUAUAAAAACGGGCUUCGAUGUCAAUGUAUUGAAUGAUAAGACAUGGCUUUCGGUACCGUAUUGGAACCAGGAUGGUACGACGGAGAAUGGCAAUGAAAGCAUUGAUGAAUACGCCCAACAAGCCGCUACUGAUGGAGCUUCGGCCGAAGACGAGCGGAUUGAAUGUCUGAUCGUCGCCGUCAAAGCGCCAGUGACCGCAACGGCUAUGGAGUCUGUCAAGCACCGUCUGACGCCUGAUUCAACAGUUUUGUUUCUCCAGAACGGCAUGGGUGCCAUCGAUGAGGUUAAUGAGAAAGUUUUCCCGGACCCCCGGUAUCGUCCGCACUACAUGUGUGGUAUUAUCUCUCACGGUUUGGCGCGGAGAAAAGAGCCAUUUCAAGUCUCUCACACCGGUGUUGGCACAACUAUCUUGGGCUCUGUUCCACUGGCCGGUGCUGUGACCUCAACAAAUGAGGGGGAUUCGAACUGGGCCCCAAGCACCAAAUACCUGUUGCGCACAUUGACGCUCACCCCGCCUCUGGUUGCUGUUGCGGAAACCCCUUCCUCCCUCAUACUAUACCAGCUUGAGAAGCUUGCAAUGAAUAGUGUUAUCAAUCCUUUAACAGCUAUAAUGAACUGCAAGAACGGUGAACUUCUCUACAACUACAGCUUCACGCGCAUUAUGCGAUUGCUUCUCAUCGAGAUCUCAAGCGUCAUCUGUGCUCUCCCCGAGCUGCAAGCAGUUCCUGGAAUCGAAAGUCGUUUCUCUCCCGAACGACUGCGAAUGAUGGUUACGCAGCUGGCAAACAAAACUGCAAAGAACCAUAGUUCCAUGCUGCAGGACGUGUUGUCAAGGAAAACCACGGAAAUUGAGUACAUGAACGGUUACAUCAUACGGAGGGGCGAGGAACUUGGCAUUAAAUGUGUGGUGAAUUAUACAAUCAAACACCUGGUUCUCGCCAAACAUCUACAAACAAAACAGAUGGAAUCGGGUGCCAUUCCGAUUGAUUUGCCCCGAGAGCCCAAAAUGUGAACCUACUCUCACAUCUGUAUACAUAUAAUAAAUUCGACUUCGUGACACCAUGCGCAAGCAAAUCCACUUUAUUGAAUAUAUGGAUCUAACAGGAAACAGCUUCCGAAGCCUUGGCACAUAGGUCCCUGAUUUGGGUCCAUCGCUUCAUCAGCAUCUUUAUCUUUUGCUGAUCUUUCAACUCCGCUUGGCCAGAUCCAGUUUUCUC